AUGACCUUCCCUCCCCCUCACCCUUCCGCCCAAUCGUCGAUUGCUUCUGGCACCGAUAAACCUUCUUCGACCAGGACUGAGAUUGGUGCCUGGGGUCGGUCCGCGUCGCAGUCCGGCAUUCGUCGUGGGUUGACUCCUCUCGCGACCAACCUCUCCUCCUCCACCGCUCCCUCUGUCUCUUCCCGGGGCUUGGACGCAGGCCCUGGGGUUUCUACACCAUCCUCCUUCUCUGCGGUUCUGAGUUCUACAAGGGGUCUCUCAGGAGGUAGCCCCAAGCCCACACCGUCUCCAUUCACCUCACUGCAGGCUGCGCAGCAGCAAGCCCAGUCACUUUCGUCGCCUAAGUUUCGGGCGCACACCCCAUCAGCUGGGUCCUAUUUCGCCUCAGCAACAAGCUCCAUCACGGGUGGUGGAGGCUUCGCUUCAGACAAGCCUGGAUCGGCGGCUGCACAUUCAAGCCAGUCGUCCCUCACCAAGAUUUCAAUUGCGCAGGUUUUCCUUCUGCUGGACUCAAUUACCGAGAAAGAAGGAAAGGAAAAGUGGGAGACAAAGGCUGCUCAGAUACACAAGCUCGUGACAUCGAACGGCAUGGAGGUCUUCUCGAAAUACUUCCGGCGCCUUCUCACCGGGAAUGCGCCUCAGAUUUUCCCUGGUGUGAACAAGUCCGUCGAGAAUGCGGGCAACUACCCUCUUCUCGUACAAGAGAUGCAAAAAGUGUCCUCGGACAUUGAGCAGUCUCAGAAGAUUGCAGAGACGGUAGACACCUCAGAGGGUGACAUCUUCCGCGAUUUUGAUCUGUCCACCUUCUUGGACCACUUCCGUCUUGAUCCUAUCGUGAAGGUUGCACUCACUUUGGCUUUCAAGAUGACAAACAAGUCUGAUCUUCGGGCCAAGGCUGAUGCAAUUCUCUCCAACUCCAUUAACCCCUUCCUCCAAAGUCUUGCCAAUCCCUCCGAAACAACCAAGGAUUUCCAUAAUUCCUUCCUUGGAAUGACCAUCGAACGAUUCAUUCUCUACCCUCCCCGCAAUUUCACCGAAGAUGUCAAGGGGAAGCUGGUCUACGCAGCGAAUCUGCGGUUCCAAAAGCUUGGGCUGGAUGUUCCAUUCGAGGUUUGCUCUGCUUUGCAGAUGUUCAAUUUUGUGAAUCCUCGCUAUACCCUCGUCAGACAACUUCAUUUAAAGGGUCCUCGCGCAACUGCCAAUGUUGAUACAAUCACUGAAGUGAUCAAUGCGGUGGGCCCCGAUAGUUGGAAUGAAGAAAAUCUUGCCAGUGCUCUUCUUUUCAUGGUUCUAUCUCAGUACUGGCAACAAUUCUCGCUCGAGACUCUGAUCAGUGCUUACUCCGAGAAGCAACCAAAUUUGGCAUUGGUGUUCCGAUGCUUCGACCGAGAGGGCUUGCGAGUGGAACCGAAGCAGUUCGAAAAGUUGUAUACUGCAAUCUCCGCUAUCGCUGCUGACGAUACGUCAGCUGACCUCCAGAAGCUUUGGGGUGGUGAAUGGGAACAUCAAGAUACUCAAAUCUCAUUCUUGACCGCUUUUGUCGCCUCGCGAACCGAUGCCUCGAAGCUUCAAAACUUCCGUGCUACAUUCACCGCAGAAUUCUUCGAUGACGCACCUGACACAGUCAAAGUGCAGGGAGAGCGCGCAUGCCUAUCUCCUCUCCGGUCCAUGGAUGCAGUGAAGGCCAUCUUUGACCUAGCUCUACUUUCUCAGAACUCUUGGGCUGCCAAGGAAAGUCAACUUCUGAUCAAGGCGGUGGUGCAGUAUGACCUGCCGGUCUUCCUUAUUUCAGCCUUGGCUAUUCCACAGCCGUGGUCUACUGUCCAGCAGAGCUUCGUCCUGCGAACUUUUGUUGUUUUUAUUUCGAAGCAAGAAGAGGGUUACCAGCUGGGUCUUCACGGCGCCUGGCGUCAGGACCGCCAGUGGGUUGCUGAGCAGUUGUUUGCAGCUUUCAGCCAAGAUCCCACCUCCACCACGAUGAUUUAUGAGCAUGCUGUUAGUUUCGGUUGGCUUGAAUAUCUCCUCGGUUUCAGCAACGGUCUUGCUUUGGAUCUUGCUUGCCUGUGCGACCGCAGAGGUCCAUUUGACCUUGGUCAAUGGAUUCGAAACACCGCGCAGAAGGGUCAACUUGAUAUGGGUGGUCUUUUGUCAAAGUUCUUGAGAAUUAAGGCCGAGGACGAACUUCACGUGCAACGAAAGGAACAACCUGCCCCCCCAGAUGUACUGGAGGAAUUUGUUGGUGAUCGUGAGAACCUCACGCCUGUUCAACGUAUCUGUAUCCAAACAUACCCUCGCUUAAUCAACUACGGCGAGGGCUAUGACGAUAUCAUUGAUACCAGUGGUGCAAACGGCAAUGCCCUCCCUGAUGUGAUUGAUAAGCAGAUGCAGGCGCUGUUUGGCAAAAUGUACCACGAUGAGUUGUCGCUCAGAGAGAUGCUGGAGCUGAUGCGUCAGUACAAGUCUUCCCACGAGCCUGAGGAGCAAGAGCUCUUUGCUUGUAUGGUGCAUGGUCUCAUUGAUGAGUAUCAUUGCUAUCAUGAAUACCCUCUUGACGCUCUUACGAAAACGGCUGUUAUGUUCGGUGGUAUCAUCAACUUUAGACUGGUCGAUGGAAUUACGCUCAAGGUUGGUCUUGGUAUGAUCCUGGAAGCUGUGAGAGAGCAUGAAGUACACAACCCAAUGUUCAAGUUUGGUGUGGAGGCGAUUGAACAGCUCAUGGAUCGUCUGUCAGAGUGGGCUGGUUUCUGCCAUCUUCUACUUCAAAUCCCCACCCUGCAGGGCACGCCCAUCUUCCAGAAGGCCGAGGAAGUUCUGCGGGCUAAAGGCAAGGAGGUUGUUGAUGGUGAGGCCGAAAAAUGGAACAUACGACCCUCUCCCCUGCCAAAUGGAGAUAGUGAUGAUCGCUCCGUCGAUGGCAACCCCUUCAAGUUCCGCUCUGUCUCGAUAGACCCACCACUUCGGUCAGCGCUUUACCACGAUCCUGAUGAGGAUAUUCAAGACAAGAUUCUGUUUGUUUUGAACAACGUUUCUGAGCAGAACAUUGAGGAAAAGCUGGAGGACCUUCGCGAGGUCCUACGUGACCAGCAUCACCAAUGGUUUGCGGCAUACCUGGUUGAAGAGCGUGCCAAAUUACAGCCCAACUUUCAACAGCUCUAUCUUGAUCUUCUCGAUCGCAUUGGAGACAAGAUUCUUUGGGCUGAGGUCCUCAGAGAGACCUAUGUCAGCCUGUCCAAGUUGCUGAAUUCCGAUUCUACCAUGACUUCAUCUACUGAUCGCAGUCAUCUCAAAAACCUUGGUGCUUGGCUAGGCUCUCUGACAAUCGCCAAAGACAAGCCAGUGAAGCACAAGAAUAUCUUCUUCAAGGGCUUGCUCUUGGAAGGUUACGAUGCACAACGACUCAUGGUGACAAUCCCAUUCACUUGCAAGGUCCUUGUCCAGGCUACUAAGUCAACCAUCUUCAAACCACCUAACCCCUGGUUGAUGGAUAUUCUUGGUCUUUUGCUGGAGCUUUAUCAUUUUGCUGAGUUGAAACUCAACCUCAAGUUUGAGAUUGAAGUUCUCUGCAAGGAUCUUGACCUUGACCAUAAGACUGUCGAGCCAGCUAUCAUCAUCCGUGAACGUUCUGUUCGGGUUGAAGAGUUGCCGGCCACUACCAGCAUGCCUGAGGGACUGGAAGCGUUCGAGGACAUGGGCCUCACAUCCAUCAACCAAGGCAUCCGAAAUGAACGAUUGUCGCCUGCCGCCAUCAUGUCAACCCUGCCAAGUCUCGAUAAGAUUCUUGUCUUGCCUCCGUCAGCGAGCACCAUGGUGGAUCCUACCGUUCUUCGACAAAUCGUUACCACUGCGGUAGAGCGUGCUAUUGCAGAGAUCAUCACUCCUGUUGUGGAACGGUCAGUCACUAUUGCCUCCAUCUCCACCAUUCAGCUUGUCUCCAAAGAUUUCGCGAUGGAGCCCGACGAGGAGAAGGUGCGUCAUGCUGCUGGUAUCAUGGCCCGUCAGCUCGCGGGCAGCCUUGCUCUGGUCACUUGCAAAGAGCCACUGAAGGUCAGCAUGACCAAUUACAUUCGCAUGAUCCAGCAGGACUACUCAGACCAGCCUAUGCCUGAGGGCUUGAUUCUGAUGUGCGUCAAUGAUAAUUUGGAUGCGGCAUGCGGCAUCGUGGAGAAGGCCGCUGAAGAGAAGUCAUUACCUGAGAUCGAGAAGAUGAUCGAAUCUCAGGUUGAGGCACGACGACGCCACCAUGCUACCCGACCCAAUGAGCCGUUUAUUGAUCCAUCAAUGAACCGCUGGGGUCUGUUUAUCCCGGAGCCUUAUCGCCAAGGAGCAGGUGGCCUGAACAAGGAGCAGAUCGCCAUCUAUGAAGAGUUUGCCCGCCAGUCACGAGGUACCGCGGCUGCUCUCCCCCAAAAUGUUCCGGCCGAUGCUGGUCGCCAGCUUCCUGAUGUUUUGCAAGAGGCGUACCCAGCCAUCCCCAACCUUUCAACGCCAGCUGAGCAACCUGCAAUUCCUCAUAGAACUCCUCAGGCGCAAGCUGUGUCUCAGAUCGGUGGCGUGCACACCAACGGCUUCCUUGAGGCCCAAAGUCCACGAGAGAAGAUUGAGUCUCUGAUUGCAGAUCUUCAGCAGGCUACUCGUGAUGCCUCCGAGGACCGUGUCAGAGACCUUGGACGGGACAGCAAUGUCCUCCAAGAGUACAACACCACUCUACGUACUAUCUUGGGCUCACCAAAUGGCGAAGAGCUUGCACGAAUUACUGCUCUUACAGUUUGCAGCACUCUGUACUCUCAAUCAUCGGCCCCAUUGGAGCUUGAAGUUCUUGUGCACUUGCUUGCCAAACUUUGCGACAUGUCCACAUUGAUCUCACGUUACACGUGGGCACUCUUAGCAGAGCUUGAGGACGAGCACAUGUUCAAUGUUCCAGUCACCGUUGCUCUUAUCGACGCUGGCCUGUUGGAUAUUCGUCGUGUCGAUAUGGUGUUGACUCGUCUUAUCUUGCAGAAGGACCUCCGCGCUUUGGAGUUGCUUGAUAAUCUGAUGACUCGUGUGCUAAUGAACGACGAGCCAGCAGCCCUACGAUCAGACUUCUCUGGCAGUCUCGAGGCUAUGAGCCAAUGGCUUGUCGAGGAGCCAAACCUACCUCCCGCCUUGGAGAUUAUUCGCAAGCUCCGCGACUGCGGCAUUCCUGAAGUUGUUGCCUCUCUUCUGAGCGACCUUGCCAGAACCAAGCGAGAUCAAAUGGAGUAUAUUUUUAACGAGUGGAUUGGCAUCUACAAAGCCUCCGGUGCCACCGACCGAACCUAUCACUCGUUCCUCCAGGACAUGCAUAGCCGUCAAGUCAUGAACAGUCCUGAAGACUCUGCCCUGUUUUUCCGUCUCAGCAUCGAUAUGUCCGUCGGCAUGUUUGAGCACGAAUCUCAGAACCCACACGGCAGCCUUGAUGAAGCAUUCUUACACAUCGACGCGCUCGCAAAGCUCGUGGUUCUGCUUGUCAAGUUCCAAGGCGAGAGCAAUGGCGCCGUGAAGGCCGAUAAGGCUGCAUACUUCAGCUCCAUUCUUUCAUCUCUCGUCCUUGUUCUCAAUCAUCACGCAGUCAUGCGCGGUGAGGCAUUUAACCAGCGUGUCUUCUUCCGAUUAUUCUCCAGCAUUCUCUGUGAAUACUCAGUGGCUGGAUUCCAGAACCACGAGGAACACAAGGGCAUGAUCUUCGCCAUGGCCCAACGACUCCUGUCUUUGCAACCCCGAUAUGUACCUGGGUUUGUUUAUGGCUGGUUGUCCUUGGUUUCACACCGCGUCUUCAUGUCAGAUAUGCUCAAUAUGGAAGACCGAGCCGGCUGGGCACCUUACUGCGAAAUCAUGCAGGCCUUGCUCUCCUACAUUGGCGAGCAACUCAAGGCAGCCAACAUCACAUACGUCGCUAAGGACCUGUACAAGGGCGUUCUUCGCAUUUUGCUCAUUCUGCACCACGACUUCCCCGAGUUUGUGGCUGAGAACCACUUCCAGUUCUGCAAUGUGAUUCCUGCUCACUGCGCUCAGCUCCGCAACCUGGUCCUCAGCGCCUACCCAUCAUCUUUCCAUAAACUCCCGGAUCCUUUCCGCGAGGGCCUGAAGGUUGAGCGUAUUGAAGAGAUGCGGGAGAUCCCCCAGAUUGCAGGAGAUAUUACCGCUCCACUGGAGCAGGCAAACAUCAAGAAUGUCGUGGACAAUAUUCUCCUCAGCAACAAUAUCACCGACGGUGCCGUGCAACAGCUUUACAACGCCGUCAUGGAUCCGGAAACCACCGACACCGCUCUCUUCUAUGCCCCUAUUAAUGUCGACGUCGUUCUUGUGAAUGCGCUUGUCUUGUACAUUGGCCAACAAGCUGUCGAGGAGCAAGCUUCCAAGAGCAAUACCCGCAGCGCAUUCGAGAACUCCACUCACGCAGCUCUUCUUGAGAAGCUUUCACAGAUCAUGCAGCCGGAGGCUCGCUACUACCUGCUGAGUGCCAUGGCCAACCAGCUUCGGUACCCCAAUAGCCACACUUACUUCUUUAGCUUCACCAUCCUCCGUCUCUUUGGCGUGGAAUACUCCGAACAAGAUGAUUCGGACAUUCGCCAGCAAAUCAUUCGUGUGCUUUUGGAACGACUCAUCGUCCACCGUCCUCACCCAUGGGGCUUGAUCAUCACUCUGCAGGAGCUGCUCCAAAACCGCAGCUACUCUUUCUUCCGCCUUCCCUUCAUCCAGGCGGCCCCUGAGAUUGGUCGCCUCUUCGAUGCCCUCCUUCAGCAUAUUCAGCAACAGAGCCCUCGUCCACUGGCUUAA
Penicillium malachiteum is the source of this 6798-nucleotide messenger RNA. Its product is annotated as CCR4-NOT core subunit CDC39. Gene Ontology annotation, molecular function: molecular adaptor activity. The record is from RefSeq and is a predicted model, not a curated record. Gene Ontology annotation, cellular component: P-body; CCR4-NOT core complex. The coding region runs from base 1 to 6798 and encodes 2265 amino acids. Gene Ontology annotation, biological process: nuclear-transcribed mRNA catabolic process, deadenylation-dependent decay. Lineage: Eukaryota; Fungi; Ascomycota; Eurotiomycetes; Eurotiales; Aspergillaceae. The transcript is spliced from 6 exons.